Sclerotinia trifoliorum is the source of this 2511-nucleotide messenger RNA. The record is from the annotation of a GenBank genome assembly. Lineage: Eukaryota; Fungi; Ascomycota; Leotiomycetes; Helotiales; Sclerotiniaceae.
AUCGGAGAUGAAGAAAUAGCCACCAGGAACGUACCAUCUUUUCCCCGAGAACUAUUCUAUCUUCUACCUAGGUGAUGCAUGAUGAUGUUUAGCUAGGUAGGGAGAGCAGCGUACACUAGAGAACUGACUUGCCCUCAUCCUUAAACAAAAUACUUAUAUAAAGGGUUCAGUACCGUGAAUAUAAAAGGAGAAUCUCAAUUUGCUUUUCAAUUUCCUAUAUUUCAAAACAAUUUUAACAACAUGGGGGUUUCCAAUGACAUAUCAGCUAAUAUUCCUGGCACGACUCCAUAUUCCGUGAUCGAUGGUUCCCAAGAAGCCACUCAAAAGCUGCAGCAAUUAGUCGGUGGUGAACUUCCCUCGGAGGUAUUGAAACACCUAGAAGACGUUACCUAUACAACUGCAACCGAUGGCACUCAAAUAUACUUCCCUUGUCCCUUUAAGGAAACCGAAGCCACAGUUGCAUUAAAAUCAGUAGAAGCAAGCGUUGUGGCUACCAUUGCGGACCUUCGCUAUGGAGAACAGAAAAGGAAGAUUGAGAUCAACCUUGAGCAGACUGCUACUUUCUUAUUCUCUACCUACAUUGCUACAAUUGCUGGCAUGAACAAACAGCAUCCCGAAGUCAAAUCAAAGCUGAAAGGUAACCCUCAUUAAAAGCUACCCAGAAACCUUUACUCAUGUAUUCUACAGACACAGAUUUACUCAAAGCACAAGCUAUCUUGUAUCGAAGGCUUUCGGCAAACCUGUAUGAGACAAAAAAUCCUGGGGAAUAUUUUCAUAUCCAUGGAUCAUUAGAAGCCGGAAAGACAUUGAACAUGAUUGGACUAGAAGCACAUCGACCGGAUCUUACAGAUUAUCGAGAAUGUAUCGACGUUAUAGAAAAACAUGUCAAGCAAUAUACUGCUGCCGAAUUGGAAGUCAUGAAUGCUGAGAUACAUCAGGCUGGUGUAACAGCAUUAAAAUGGGAGGAUUUCAAAAAUACAAGCCAUGUAAGAAUAUUUCUGUGACUCUAUUGACACUUUACUAAGAUUUAUUUCAGGGCCAAACACUUCUCAACCUACCUCCAUGGCAACUUGAUAAACUUGAGGAUAAUUCUCCAUCAUGUCCAUUUCCAAAUGUAGCUCCCGCGACGCCGACUUCAAAACCUCAAGUAUUAUCUGGUAUUCGUGUCUUGGAACUUUGCCGAAUUAUUGCAGGACCUGCAAUGGGUCGAACACUUGCUGAAUAUGGUGCCCAAGUUAUCAAAGUUACAUCUCCUAAUCUCUCCGAUGUUCCAUUCUUCCAAGUCGACGGAAAUACGGGUAAACACACCGCAGAUAUCGAUAUGAAAACUCCAAAUGGUCGCGCUAUAUUUGAGGAAUUGUUAAAAUCUGCCGAUGUGAUUCUUGAUGGAUAUCGACCAGGAGCUUUGGAGCGAUUAGGAUACGGGCCAGAACAAAUUGUGAAAUUGAUUCAAGGGAGGGGUAAAGGAAUCGUUUAUGUCUCCGAAGACUGUUUUGGCUACCAAGGGGAAUGGGCAGGUAGACCUGGUUGGCAACAGAUAGCAGAUUGUGUUACUGGUGUCGCUUGGGCUCAAGGUCAAUUUAUGGGUCUUGACGAACCUGUCGUGCCUCCAUUCCCAAUGUCUGAUUACGGAACUGGAUGCAUGGGCGCUAUUGCUGCUCUAAUAGGGCUGUAUAAAAGAGCUAAGGAAGGAGGUAGUUGGAGAGGCACCACUAGUUUGUGUCAAUAUGAUGUGUUUUUGCUAGGAUUAGGAUUAUACGGGGAUGAUAUAAAGGCCAAGAUUAGGAACGAUCACGAUGACCAUUUCUUCGACCUUAGACAUUCAGAUAGUGUGGAUGAAGUAGGUGGAAGAGCAUUGAAGAGCAUGCGCCGAGCUCAUCCAGAAUUGUUCGACGAGAAAAAUAUGCAAAAGGCAUAUAGCAAGGGUUUCAAGGAGGAGAUUCGAUGGUGUAGAAGUCCAGUCACUAUUGAAGGUUUAAGAGUUGGAUUUGACACAGCUAGUCGUCCAAAUGGAUAUGAUGCACCGACAUGGGAUGGUUGGGAGAUUGAAGAGGAAGUUGUCGAAGGAUAAUUGCCUGAAAUAUAAAUCAUGAAGCGAAUACGAUUUUCCUCAAGUGAGAAUGACCUCGCUUGUUGUGUGGAACCAUCGCUAAAGCAAUAUAAUGCCCCAUUCAAUAUCGCAAGCGCGCUGCAUAUAUUGCCUAAAAUCACACUUCCGGAAGCGCGGGAUCUCCAUUGAUAUUGCCUAUAUUAUCUGGUAUACUAUAUAUAGCCUGUGCAGUCAUAGCCACUCCAUACCAAUAUAUCGUAGGCAUUUUAGCUAAAGUCUCAGUUCCCUUUCAUUAUUUAGCCAAUGCAUCGUUCCAAAUAUAGGAAUGUACACUCAAGUAGUAAACCUAUUCACGCUGUACACAUCAAUUUUCAGCCUUGCCUUAGAUAUCUAGCUGCUUGGCAUGGCUCGAUAAAGAACCAACUCAUAGCUUUUGUUGCAAAUCUAUGUUGAAUGUUUGG